GGAAUCAAGCACACAAUACAUACACUCCCUCACACACACACAAGAAAAAAAAAGGAAGCAUUUACGAAUGUAAAGGCUGGAGGUGGCUUAGAAUUUGUAUACACAUGCAAGUAGAAGGGGAAAAGCAAAACAAAGCUCACUCUCCUCUUGCCCCGGAAAGACGUCACACAUUUUAAACAACGGCCACGCUACGAAGAAGAGCCGCGGGUCAAAAAAAUCAGUGACACCGUAACUUUCUUCUUUGUUCUUAGCAACAAGUACUUUCCCAUUUAUUGUACUUUACUGCGCACUUUCUUUUUAUUUUGGUUCUUUUUUUUUUUGAAAAAGCGUCCCCCCUUUUUUUCUCUCUGUCUGGGUUUGUCACCAUUUUUUGAUUCUUGCUCUGUACGUUCUCUGUCUUCGUUUGCUUGUGUGUUUUACAAAAGAAAGAAUUACGUUCCUUUCUGUUUUUACUGUUUUUUGCUUACCUCUGACCUUUUCUUUUGUGUGCUUUCAGUCGUUCUUGUGUGCACACACACAUAUAUAUAUAUAUAUAUAUAGCAACAAGAUUGGAUUAUUCCAACAGACGGUAAUAAGCAACAGACAAGUAUCCUUCGUUGUUGUUGUGGCUUUUUCUCUUUUAUUUUAUUCUCCUGCACUCGAGAGUGAGGUGGGCAGCAGAAUCUAAAGAAGAAAAACGAAAAGGCAAAGAUGCGGCGCCUGCUCUCCAGGGAAAACUUUGCGGACUUCGCACAGCAAGCUGCCGGCGCGCUUCGACGCCUGGUGAGUAGCUCCGAUGGCUGGAACUCACGCGAUGCGCUCUCCUCGUCGUCGAAGGUUGUGCUGACUGCUUGCAAGACGAACUCCAGAGUGGACACGUGCACACUCGAGGCGUGGGUGGACGACUUAGUAACGGAACUGGAGUUGCAGUCUGCCUCCACCGGUGCAGCUUCUCCCGCAGGAAGUGUGGGGCCCUCCGCAAAGGAGAGCGCUGAAAAGCCAGGCUCACCAGUUGCCACUUCUCCUACGACAAGCAACAGUCCUGAAUCCUCCGCAGCAUCGCCAGCAAAGGCGAAGAACGACACGUGGAAGCCGCUGAGCGAGUCGGCGCUCAUGGCGAACCUGGAGGUGGCGCGCGUACUCGUGUUCAGUGUAAACGCCAAAGAGGCCGGGAUGGCCUACCACGAAAAGAAACUGGUUCAUGUGUUGGUCCAGUACUACCAAAAUCCCACCCUUAGCCAAAAGCUUCGUGACUGCUGCGCGUUGGUGGUGGUGGGCGUGUGCUCUUCGCAGAACGAGUUGCUGCGGGACUGCCUGCGUGCCUGCAAGGACACUCUGCGUGACUCCCCGCAAGACUACACGGGACGCGUGCUGCGCGUGCUGCUCGCCUCUCUGCUCGUGGAGGUGUUGCAUCAGUUCCACAUCAGCGGCGACGUCGGGGUUGUGGAGGAGCUGGAUGAGCGCAGCACGGCGUACUGCAAGUCCCUCAUCGAUUCUCUCUUCCACGAGGCGUGUCAGCUGCAGCAGCCGGCGCCGACGCCGCCGCUGAUCAGUGCCGUCGUCUCUCCCAGGACGGUGGCGUCAUCGAAGGGCGAGACGGAGGUGACAAAGGCAGCGGCGACGGCGACGGCGCCUUUGACUGGCUUCCCGGCGGCGCAGCCCCUUCCACCAGCUGCUCCUGCUUCUGCUGCCUCACCGACGAUAGCUUUGCCGCCGCUAUUGCCCACCUCCGCGACGUCUACAAGUGCAUCAACGGCUGCGGCCGACGCUGCGAGCCCCGUCUCUAGCGCAGUAGCGGGCGAAGGCGCUAACGCAGAGACGGCCGUCCACGACAGCCUCACCGUCGCGGCCUCCGCCGUCUUCCUCGCCGUCAUCAACGGAGUGUACCGUGGCAGGUCCGGACUCAAGGCGUACUUCCUGCAGACCUACGGCGCCGAGUACGCACAGCUGUGGGCGACACUCGCGUCGCGGCUGUCGCAGAUGCCCACGACACUGCAGUUGUCGCUCGGGCCGUCGCGGACGGUCCCCACGGCCACCCUGGAGCCGGUCGAGUACUGGCGCUCCGAGCUGCUCGAAGGCUUGGUGGAACUGUGCACCGAGGACAGCUUCACCUAUCAACGCGCCAUUGUGAUGGUGGCGCUGAGCGGGGCAUGCACGAAUGGGUCGACGACGAGUGCGGGUGCGAGUGCGACGGUGUCUGGCACGGCCACCUCGGCGCGCCGCGUGGCACAGCGCAGCUUUGGCAGCUCCUCUACCGCCGCAGCAGCACCGGGUUGCUACCAGUACGACCCGGUGCCCGUCGACUGGGAGGUAUACCUCUCGAGCGGCUCCCCCUCGAUGUGGCAGUUGGCUUCCGCGCUGUACGUCUGUGCCAUCACGGCAGACGGCGCCGACGUGCUGAAGGCGGUACUGCUGCAGCUGAACACCAAGUACGCGUCUGCCGAGACGCUCUACCGGUGGAUCAUCUGCACCUUAACGCUGCUGUGCGUGGCGAACCCCCGCAACGCGGUGCUGCUCUCGGAGCACAACAUGCUGCGCACCCUCAUCGCCCUCAUCAACUGCAACCAGUCCAGCGUCUUUCCGUCGUCGGAGGAAGUCACACUGUGGUCGCGCGCAAGGGAGCAGGCGGGAGCGGUGGAGGAGGCCAAGGAAGGCGAAGAGUCAAAGAAGGCAGUCCCGACGCCUUCUUCGUCCUCGUCCUUGACUUCUCCCUCCGCUGUUGUUGUUGCUGCUGCUGCUGCAUCCAAGCAGGUGACGAUGGUGCUCACUCCACCCAACACGCUGAACGUGAACACCACUCAACUCACAUUUUGUUUCCUCGAUACGCUGACGUCGACCACGUUCAGCAAGAACACCGUCAAGAUGGUGUGCAACGGCAUCAAAGACAUGUACUCGGUCGCCUCCUCGCAAACGGACGUGGACGUGGUGGAGAACGUGCUGUGCGGACUCUGCAAGGCCUUCAUCCCGCGUCGGCUGCUCUUCUUCCCGGGCGACGGCUACGUGACGUGGCGGUUGAAGCAAAUCUUCCCUCGCGGCAGCGGCUACUCCUUCUCCGCCUGGAUCUUCCCGACGUGUGUGUGGGGCGGGGGCAGCUGCCUCUACUCCUUUAUGGAUCAAGGCGACACGCGGGUCAGCCUUCUCGUGGUCGCCGACGGCCGACUUUGCUCGCUCGCCGUGCGGGUGAACAAAGCCGGCGGAGAUCCACUCGAGCUUGUCAUGAGCGAUGGCAAUUUCGCGGCGUCGCAGUGGACGUACGUGGUCGUGACGCAAGGGGUAGCGCUGAACGUGUACAUCAACGGCCGUCGCCUGGAGAGCGUCCACGACGUACCCUACCCGCGAGAGAAGCACUCGCUGACCUUCACGAUGGGCGGCGCGCCACAGCUGCCCGGCUUCUUCGGGUACACGAGUGGGAUGAACAUCUCGCCCGCGCUCUCGGAGAAGGACAUUGCGCGUCUCUACGCCGCAGGACCCACCUUGUACGAGCCCACCAAGGACUGCGCGUCGGUCUUAGCCCCUUGCUUUGAGGAGGAGAGCGGCGGCGACACGCAACCAUCGUCGGCCACGUCGUCCCUGCAGCGACAUGAGGUGCUGGCGAAGCGAUCGUCGGAGUUCAGCUGGCACCGCGUGGAGCUCUACACCCCUACCGAUAUUGAGGAGACUAUUAUCCCGAAGCGCGUGCUGGAGUGGGUAUUGAGUGUGCUGAAGGCGCGGGAGACGGCAACGAUCCGCAGCACCUCGGCCUUCAUGAACGUGGCAAAACUCUGCCUCAGCCUCUUGACCACCUCGAUGCAGCUGGCGAGCAACGAGGACUUGACGGCGUUGGUGCGCAAGAACCACCUGGAGCGGCUUCGCACGGAGGUGCUGUCGUGGCAGACAACGUUCCCCGAGUUCGGGUCUUUGUUACUGCAGUCUGUAACAGUUCGCGGCAGCGGGCGGGUGCUGCGUGCGCACGCGUGUACGCAGUGCGUCUUCGACAUUCUGCUGAGCUGCGUCAUGCAGACCAGCGAACGCAAUAAGGAGCUUAUUAGCCACAGCCGCGGCAGCACGCACACGAAUGACGACAGCGUCACGCGGUCGUCGUCGCAGCCGCCAUCGCCGCCGCCUCCGUUGCUGCCCAACCUCAGCACACACGAGGCAAACUCGACGAACAUCAUUCUGCGGGAGCUGAGUGACUGUCUCCUGGUGAAGGAGAACCUGAAGCUCUUCCAGGAAGACCCAAAGCGCUUUCAGAGCAUCUUAAACCUCACGCUGCACCUGCCGAAGGAGUGCAUCAAGUCGGUGGUCAUAUUGAUUGAGAAGCUGUGCCGUGGUGAGGCGGAGUUGCGGCAAGUCUUUCUCUUUCUCUUUGCCCCGAGCUCGUUGAGUCCAACCGCCGACACGGCGAAGGUGCGGGUGCUGCGUAUGCUCUUCGAUAUCGCGCAGGAGGACGUGGCGAUGUGUGAAAUGAUCCAGGAAUGCUGCAAAGGCCGCGGCUUUGCUUUUCUCCUGCUGCUCGUCAGCGGCGAAAACCACUCCAGCGAGGCAAUCCGUGUUCUGGCGAUCGGGCUGCUCUCCUUGCUGAUGCCGCUGAAGAGCUGCGCAAAGUUUUUCAGGAAGAGCGACGGCUUCGACGUGCUGGCGAUGUCGAUCACGGAGCCGCGCAGUCCCAUCCCCCUCGGCAUUCGCACCUUCGACGCGCUCAUCCAAGUCGCCUUCGAUGAGUUCCGCCGUCGCAAGGAGAAGCGGCCGGAGACGGACGGUAUUGCGGUGCGUCUGAUGGCCGCCGCCCACCUCUCCCAUCGCUCACGGCAGCGGGAGUCGUCUGCGGCGACGGCGGUGGCGGCCCUUCCUCGUGCGGUGGCUUCCGGGCUCCCUCCAGGCCGCCCGCCGCGACGCACCUUUGAGUUCCGCGGUCACGCGCCGGCCAUCACCGUCAAUCAGCUCGGCACGCGGCGGGGGUACAGCUUCGAGCACACGCAUGACUACGGCAAGGUCAACGAAGACUUUGGCGAAUUGAUGAUUCUGCACAAAGGCAACCGCUACCACAGCCUCGAGCUCCCCCUCGCCCUCAAAGCGGUGCUGUGUGCAUUGGAUUUCUUCAUUCAGGCGUUGGUGCGUCGCCUGCCAUCACCGUCGUCGACCUCCAGCUCGAGCAACACACGGCGGGUGCCGUCGGGGGAUCCGCCCUCCGUGGCCAGUGCCAACAACGCGGUCUCGCCGCUGCCUCGCCCGGAGAGUGGCCCGUUUCAGGCCACCUCGGCGUCCUCCUCUCCUUCGCUGAUUGUGAACGACGAAAAAGUCGUCAUUGAAGUUCUCAACUACCUGAGCAAGGUCAUCGACUACCCGAAACACGCGCUAAAGCUGAUGGAUAUCCAGUGGCUGGGUGGGCUGUGGGUGGCAGUGCGGGUGUUCUUUGAGAAGCCCGCUGACUCCGCAGGGUCUAGCGCGCCCCGCGUGCCGUCCUUCGUGGGCGACGAGGCCGCGGCGAGCGCCUCUGUCACCUCGCCGGCGGUGGGGCGGGACUUUGCUGCGACUGGCAUGCAGCGAUUGCACCAAGACCGCAGCGACUUUGUCUACGAGGUGCGCCAGCAGACGUGCACGAUCAUACGCAAGAUGGUCAUCUUGGACAUCGUGUCCAACGAGCGGGCGCAGGUGCGCAGCAUCCGCGACGGCGACUAUCCCCCGCGCCUGGUGCGCAUCGUGUUGGAGGAGAUCGCGCGUUAUUUCUGUGUGCAGAAGAACGGCGAGCUCGUCGAGAACGCCAACAACGUGAUCCGCAACUUGAAUUUCAUCUUCAAGGAUGUGCAUACAGCGCUGCACCCAUUUCCACCCAACCUCGGUGUGGCGAUCGUCAUGGCGAUUACCAACAUAUCCGUCUCGAGCAGCAUGCAGGUAAGACGCCGCAUGAAAAACAGUAGCAACCUGCUCACCAUCCGUGACAACCUCGCCUUCUUUGUGCUGCGUGAGUCGCGGCGCUUCCUGCAGCUGCGCAAACGAUCUCUGAAUCAGCUCAUCGACAUCAACGUGAACAACGCCAACUCCAUGACGGUUCUACUCUACCACCUCUCGAACAGCAUCAAGGAAAACAGCGUCAACGAAGUCGAGGUGCUCGUGUCACUCAUCCAACAGCUGGCCUGCGCCGACUCGGCCCGGCUGCGCGAGCUGCACAACUUGGUCGGGGAAAGUAGAGAGGUGAUGGAGCUGCAGGAGCUGCUGAGCAGCACCAGUGGAGGGGUCUUCGCCUCCACGGCGAGCCCGCUGCAGCCGGCCUUGUACCCCUCCCUCCCGACCCCGUCCGAUCGCGCGAUGAGUGAGGCCUUCACUGAUCUGGACUCCAACGCUGGAGGAAACGCGGACCGGCCGCAUUGGAGCUCCGGUCACGGGGUGGGACUUAAUCCGCUGGAGACGGACGCAGAGCCCAGCGCGGGUGCCUUCACGGUGCAGCUGCUGGACUGGUGCCAGGCCCACCCGGAGGCUUGGGCGGCGGUGCAGAAGAACAUUCAGAGCGCCAUUUCGAGUCAAGGGUUGGAUAGAAAGGACGAGAAGAAGGACGAGCGUGGCGCGCUCUUUAAUGGGUCGGGCGGCGUUGGGGGGUUGUCACCGAAAGUGAGCAGCGGUGGCGCUACCGGCGUGGGCUACAGUGAGCGCAGUCGGAAGGAGUUCCAACAGGUUUGCGCGGACGUGGAGGAGGAACUUGCAAAGAGCACCUGGGCAUCCGCGGCGACUGCGGCCCCGCAGGGUGCUGUGAGUCACUGA
Leptomonas pyrrhocoris is the source of this 6714-nucleotide messenger RNA. RefSeq lists its product as hypothetical. The transcript has a single exon. The record is from RefSeq and is a predicted model, not a curated record. The coding region runs from base 691 to 6714 and encodes 2007 amino acids. Lineage: Eukaryota; Euglenozoa; Kinetoplastea; Trypanosomatida; Trypanosomatidae.